Messenger RNA from Ostreococcus lucimarinus CCE9901, 288 nucleotides. RefSeq lists its product with no specific name. Bases 1 to 288 code for a protein of 95 amino acids. Lineage: Eukaryota; Viridiplantae; Chlorophyta; Mamiellophyceae; Mamiellales; Bathycoccaceae. The transcript has a single exon. The record is from RefSeq and is a predicted model, not a curated record. Gene Ontology annotation, cellular component: mitochondrion.
AUGUCGCCCGCGCCGAGCGUGCUGAAGAAGGAAGAGGAGGCGCUGAUCACGCUCAUGAAGGAGCGCGCGCUCGUGCGAUGCAAGACGGCGCAGCGGACGUACUACGAGUGCGUGAAGGGGCGAACGCUGAGCGUCGCGUGGGCGUGCCGCGAGCAAGCGCGAGCGAUGAGCGCGUGCCUGAGCGAACACACGAGCGAUGCGACGCUGGAGACGAUGAAGGCGCGAUGGACCGAGGCUGGGAAGCCGUCGAUCGCGGAUCGGGGGAAGAUACCCAAGUGUUUCGAUUGA